CCUGCCUGGAUGUUCUUGCCUUGAUGAUAAUGGACUGAACUUCUGAACUUGCAGCUGGGGGCUAUGUCAUAGGCACCCUGUGGCCACUCAGCUGAGCUGUCUGUGGGAAAUCAAAACCUCCUGCCAAGUCAUGUGUGCCAGCCGCGUGGAAUCAAACCAUCGUGCCUUCUGCCACUGCAGGCUCCCGUGACCAUCGGAGUGGGAAAGCAUCAGCCUGAAGCACCAGGUGAAGCCAUCCUCGGUCCUGGUUCUCUUAAACUCUGCAAGGCUAUCAUGUAUGUGCUUUACCUAGGAGGACUUUGUUAAGCCCCAGGAAGUGUUGUGAAGAGACACUGCGCUCACCCUUCCACGUGGGGGCGCUGUCGUACAGCGGCACAGCCUAGGAAUCCCUCCUCUUGCGGCAGAGGCGAAACACUUCCAUCUGGGCCGCUCAAACUGGCACUCAGAUCCACACAUUAUCAAGCUGUCACUGGACACUUGAGAGGAGCAUAGAAGAUCAGCUUGCUGUUCACAACCCUGAGGAGCACCACCGGCUUAGCACCCACCUUGAGGUCUUCCCUUCCUCACCCCAGCCACAGGCUCCUCCCUGGGGCCUGCACACCGAGGGAGACCUUCCUCUUUCUAGAAUGUAUGUGUGUGCGACACAGACCCGACCCAAGACCAGACCCAAUUAGUGGUGUGAUGAUUGUCAUUGAGUGGUCAUCAGCAGGGAAUGAAGGAAAUCUCAAAGGCUCUGACUGAAACAGACUGUAAGGAAAAAGCCGCAGACCUCAUUUUGCAGCACAGUUCCUAACAGAAUCAGGGAAGUCUUCAGGCCGCUGAAGGUGAUAGUGUGGAGCUGUGCAUUUGUCCAUGUCACAGCCAACAGGGUGAAUAUCAGAAGCCACCAAAUCUCCUCGUGACCCCAGGGGCAAUACCAGGAACCAACACAACCACAAAGCCUGUGAUGACGUCCACCGGCAAAGUGGAUGAGAGUCCUUUGUCUCUGACCCAGCUGCCUUUUGGCAUCAUCCACGAGGCUGAGACGGACUGACUUGUUAGCUCACAAGUGGAUAAUAUUCAGAACCAUGUGCAGGUCUUGGCCCUACUGAUAAUAGGCUCUGCGCAUAGUUACCCAUUGGGAUUGAAACCCAGCAAUGACCAGGGGCUGGAGAGAUGGCUCCAUGGUUAAAAGCACUGUACUGGCUGUUCUUCCAGCAGGAUCCAGGUUCAAUUCCUAGAACCCACAGGCAGCUCACGACUGUAGAUCCAGAGGAUCCCACAUAGACACACAGUAAGUUUGCCAAAGAUGAGAGUGACUUUAUCAAGUCUGGAUACUUGUGAGAGCUCCUUCACACCUCUAGUGGUCAUAGAACUUGCCCAGGAUGUCAAAGAUGAAACCAAAGAAUGGCUCAAAAACAGAAUCAUCGCCAAAAAGAAAGAUGGAGGUGCCCAGCUGUUGUUUAGACCACUGCUAAAUAAGUAUGAGAAAGAAACUCUGGAAAACCAGAAUUUAUACGUUGUUGGUGCCUCCAAUGUCCGACUGUUACUGGGGGCAGAAGCAGUAGGCCUGGUGAAGGAAUGCACAGAUGCCGCCAUGCGGGCCUUUACCUAUGGAACACGCCACAACUUUAAAGGUUUCCAUGAUAACAAUAACAACUUCCUCACCAUGGCUGAGUGUCAGUUCAUUAUCAAACACGAACUUGAGAAUCUUAGAGCUAGAGAUGAGAAGAUGAUCCCUGGUUACCCGCAGGCCAAGCUGUACCCCGGGAAGUCGCUGAUGAGGAGACUGCUCACGUCUGGCAUCGUGACCCAGGUGUUUCCGCUGCACGACACUGAAGCCCUGAAGAAGCUUGAGGACACAUGGUACACUCGGUUUGCUCUGAAGUAUCAGCCCAUAGACAGCAUUCGUGGCUACUUUGGGGAGACAAUCGCUCUAUACUUUGGGUUCCUGGAGUACUUCACCUUUGCCUUAAUCCCCAUGGCUAUCAUCGGACUGCCCUACUACCUAUUUGUGUGGGAAGACUAUGACAAGUAUGUCAUCUUUGCCUCGUUCAACCUCAUCUGGUCCACAGUGAUCCUGGAGGUGUGGAAGCGUGGCUGUGCCAACAUGACCUAUCGCUGGGGGACACUAGUCAUGAAGAGGCAGUUUGAGGAGCCCCGGCCAGGGUUUCAUGGAGUCCUUGGCAUCAAUUCAGUCACGGGCAGGGAGGAGCCCCUCUACUCUAGCUACAAGAGACAACUGCGCAUCUACCUAGUCUCUCUGCCAUUUGUGUGCCUCUGCCUUUAUUUCUCCCUCUAUGUCAUGAUGAUCUACUUUGACAUGGAGGACUGGGCCUUGAGUCUCCACGAAGACAGUGGGUCCGAGUGGACCAGCCUCCUGUUGUAUGUGCCCAGUAUUAUCUAUGCUGUUGUGAUUGAGAUCAUGAACCGCCUCUAUCGAUAUGCUGCUGAGUUCCUAACAUCUUGGGAGAAUCACAGGUUGGAGUCUGCCUACCAGAAUCAUCUUGUCCUGAAAGUGUUGGUGUUCAACUUUCUGAAUUGCUUUGCCUCACUCUUCUACAUUGCCUUUGUCCUGAAGGACAUGAAACUUCUGCGCCAGAGCUUGGCCACACUCCUGAUCACCUCCCAGAUUCUGAACCAAGUUGUAGAAUCUCUGCUUCCUUACUGGCUCCAGCGGAAGUACUGUGCACGGGUGAAGAGGAAGGUGCAGGCAUUAAAAUCGGAUGUUGACACAACCUUGUAUGAGCAAGUCCUCCUGGAGAAGGAAAUGGGAACUUACCUGGGAACCUUUGAUGAUUACUUGGAGUUGUUCCUGCAAUUUGGCUAUGUGAGCCUUUUCUCUUGUGUUUACCCGUUAGCAGCUGCCUUUGCUGUAUUAAAUAACUUCACUGAAGUCAACUCAGAUGCCUUGAAAAUGUGCAGGGUCUUCAAACGGCCAUUUUCAGAACCUUCGGCCAGUAUUGGCGUAUGGCAGUUGGCUUUUGAAACGAUGAGUGUUAUAUCCGUGGUCACUAACUGUGCUCUGAUCGGAAUGUCACCACAAGUGAAUGCAGUCUUUCCAGAGUCUAAAACAGACCUUGUUCUGAUCGUGGUGGCCGUGGAGCAUGCACUCUUGGCUUUGAAGUUCAUACUUGCAUUUGCCAUCCCUGAUAAACCACGGCAUAUCCAGCAGAAACUGGCCAGAUUGGAAUUCGAAUCUUUGGAGGCACUCAAGCAACAGCAAAUGAAGCUGGUGGCAGAAAACCUGAAGGAGGAGUGCCAGGAAGACAGGAAGGAAGCUACCUGAGCUGCACCAUGCUGGCCGUGCUGUCCCCAGCCUGUGCUGAGGAACACCUGCAUCACACCUGCACAGGGCGGGGACACCAACCUGAACUUAGCCCAGAUGCUGGGCUGUGUGAAGUGGCUGAGAUGCAGCAGGCACACCAAGGUCUAGCUCUGUGGGAGAAGAGGCUGGGACUCACGGUAUCUUUCCCCAGUGUUCUCUCACCUGGACCUCAGGGCCGCACAUACCCUCCAGCUGUGUCACUUUGAUCUGGUGCCUCAGCUGCCCUUGAACUUUAUCCCUAGAGUCACCAGCUUUCCACAUGGCAUUCACAGUAGGUGCCAGUCACUUCUAACCCCAAGGGGCCCAUGAUGGGGUGGUACCCAUUAUACCCAUGGUAGGGGCCAUGCUGAGUCAGAGGUGGCAGUAGUGGUAGGGAAAUGGGGCACACCUGAACAUCCUUCUUGCUUCUUUAUGGUGGUGUGUUGACACUUUGCAACUGAGCUAUUAAAGGCAGAGCUCUGCUCUGACUCCUGCUUCUCCCA
Messenger RNA from Mastomys coucha (southern multimammate mouse), 3789 nucleotides. RefSeq names its product anoctamin 10 (gene Ano10). Gene Ontology annotation, biological process: chloride transmembrane transport. The record is from RefSeq and is a predicted model, not a curated record. Gene Ontology annotation, molecular function: chloride channel activity. Gene Ontology annotation, cellular component: plasma membrane. NCBI's taxonomy places the organism in Eukaryota, Metazoa, Chordata, Mammalia, Rodentia, Muridae. The coding region runs from base 1289 to 3268 and encodes 659 amino acids. The transcript has 17 exons.